CCCGACUCCAUGCGAGGGGGGCGGGGCUUCUCAGAGUGCGGCGUGGCUCCGCGGGAGGCCGAGGGAGCUGCUCGGAAGGCCAGGCCUCGCCCUAUUUCCGAGGAAGCUUCUCAGAAGCUCCUCUCGCUGUGAGGAAUCCGUGGCCAUUUGGUUCAAGCCAUUCUGGCUCAAGCUCUGUUUUGGCUGAAGGCCGCCAGCUCUCGCUACCCCCGGGCGGACGCAGCAGACGUCAGGCAGCCGAGCGCGAUGGUCGCCCUGCUGCUUCUGCGAGCGGCGGCCCUCGCCGCCGUGGCGGCGGCGCGCUCGCCCCGCGAUGCGGGGCAGGCUCCCCCGAGUGGCAGCAGCAUGGCCCUGAACAUCUCCUGCGGGGCGGGCAUGCUGGCGUUCGUGGCGCUCGGCCUCUACGUGUGCUACAAGUGCGGCAUGUUCGACAAGGGAACGGCCUCGCGCGCCGCGGAGGGCGUGCCCCAGGCGAGCCCAACGGUGUUGGGGAUUCCCUUUGGGCGAGAGCUGUUCGACAAGCUGUUCUUGCCAGCGGUGGUCGCAAAUGAGCCCAUGUGCGUCGUCUGCCUGUUGCCCGUUGGGCCUACCUCUCUCUGUCGCCGCCUGGGCUGCGAGCAUGUUUUUCAUCCCGACUGCAUCGAUGGUUGGUGGCUGCAGACGAGUGAUGUCACGUUCAAGUGCCCCGUCUGUAGACGGACCCAUGUUCCCAGCGCCACCCCGUGACAGCAUCUGAGUACCGAGGAAGCGAGGCAGCCUGUGUCUGACAGCACAUGCUCAAAUGUUUAAAACUUAUAGUUUCUCAGCAUCGUGCGGUGCCUUUGUCGACACGUAUGACGUGUAGUCUGGGCGCGCGUUGAGUUUGCAUGUCACGUUGCAAAGUAUGAGUUCGGUGCGCUCUGUUGUUGAUGCCGGGUUUUGCUUGUGUGCGUGUGGUUGAGAAUGUGUGUGUGUGUGUCUGCUCGUAUAUGUGCAUUGCGCGUUCGGCCGCUAGCCUUGCCGUUUGAUUUUGUCUGCGUACAUCACAGACGUUACUACACCCGCUGUGUAUUCCGCUGUUGGGCAAUGAGUGGGAUACCAUCAAGACACCCGAGCAAGUGCCUUGUCUAUCUCAAUGGUGUAGUUCUGUACAGUUUUGCUGUAGAUCAGGCGAGAUCGGCGAGAUCGGAAUGUUCCUUGGAGAGGGCAUCCUCUGAGUAUGAUGCGGAAGCUGGUCGGGCAAUCACGGGGAGUCCGUCGCGACAUCUGAGCCAAGCCAUUAGCCGUUUCAAGCUUACAGUUCUGUGCCCCCGUACUUUAGAUCGGGAGCGCUCGUCAUGUCCCCUGGGGACGGAUGAGUCCAGAUGAUCCCCUUGGAGAGGGGCGAUCUAUGAGCGCCUGAUUUGUCCUGGUGGCCGGGACAGCUUACACCAUAGGGGCGGCGAGAAUCGCGAGAGUAUUCCUUCCUGGAGGAGCGGUCGAGAGAGAAGGGAAACGAUCCUGGAGGGGCGGCGGAGGGAGGCUCACCCAGCAGUGGCGUGUGCAUGCGAUGUGGCGCCAUCGUCGCUGGCGAUCCGACUCUUGUACGCUAGGGAUGCUUGGGCGUGCCGACGCUAGGGAGGGGUCGCCUGGCGGGCUCGUGCCUGCUGCACCUCCCGAGCCCUGGUGCAACCAGUGUCGCAGCACUUCGCCUCUCGCCACUCUCUCUUUCGGAAGGUCUUCCUCUUCCUCCUCCUCCUUCUCUCCUCCUCCUGCCUCCUCCCUUUGCAUUCACUCAACCGCUACCUCCCGAGCAGCUGACCAGAGGGAGGGAUGCCUUUGUAAGCAGAAGGCGCACUGGGUGCGUAAAGAGGUCAAGACGUCCCAUGAUGCUCGCAUCUGUGCGAGCCUCCGUCUUCGAUGAGCCGGUGCUCGCCCGAGCCUUGGCGCAGCCAGUGUCGCAGCACUUCGCCUCUCGCCGCCCUCUCUUUCGUCCCUUCUCGAGCAGCCAGGUGGGGCCGCCUAGGCUCGUACCUGCUGCUCCUCCCGAGCCUUGGUGCAGCCAGUGUCGCAGCACUUCCCCAUCUCGCCACCCUCUCUGUCGUCGCUCUCUCUCAAAACAAGAACCUCCUCUCGUUGUGAA
Messenger RNA from Prorocentrum cordatum, 2101 nucleotides. The record is from the annotation of a GenBank genome assembly. NCBI's taxonomy places the organism in Eukaryota, Dinophyceae, Prorocentrales, Prorocentraceae.